AAACGCCUAUUGGAAAUCGAAGCAGACGAAGUUAUUGAUGGUGAACUUUUGAAUUUGUAAGAAGUAGUUUAUGUAAGAAUUUUGUUAAAAAAGGAAUGAUGUCGACGUUUGGACAGUUGGAUGGUGCUGACCUCAAAACUUUGCUUGAGACAGAGGUUUGUGAUGAAAUUGAAUCAUUUUUCACCAAGGCAGAAUUUUCUAGUAUGUCAGAUUAUGAGAAACUGCGACUUAGGAAUAUGAGGAAGAACUAUGAAAUGAUGGGACUUUUGGGUCUUCCGGUUCUGAAGCCUGAAUUUAUGAAAGGUCCUAGAGCACGGCGGAGGAGGAAUAUAAUUGUAGAGUCUGAUGACAGCGACGAGGAAUGGAAGCCUGGAUCGUCACGUAGACAUUCUAAAGCAGAAAAGGUAUUCAAAACUCCAUAUCGAAUUUCAUCAAAGCCAGAGCCAAGUAUGGUUUCUAAAAAGAAAUCGCCAAAAAGUACUAAAAGUAAAAGUGAAAAAUGUGGACAUCGGUAUCCAAUGAGGCCAAGAAGUCUUACAAACUACAUGAACAUUGAGGUUCCAGAUGACGACCGCUUUUUAUAUUGUGAAGACUGUGGGAAAGAGUAUGAUGGUGACUGUCCGGUACAUGGGCCUUUAAAUAUUGUGGAAGAUACUAAGGUUCCCAAUACGGUGAAGAACAAGGAUAAAGCUAGCUGUACUCUUCCUGCAGGCCUGUCCAUCCGGAAGUCGGGGAUUCCCAAUGCUGGUUUAGGUGUCUGGGCUGACAAGUUCUUUCCAAGUAGGACACAGUUUGGACCAUAUGGAGGCAUUUGUGAAAAGGACAUUGACAAAGCUCAUGCAUCUGGCUAUUGUUGGCAGAUCUAUAAUGAUACUGGUCGGCUGUCUCACUUUGUGGAUGCACGUGACCCGUCUCAGUCCAACUGGAUGCGUUACGUCAACUGUGCUCGCACUGAGGAAGAACAAAACGUGACCGCCUAUCAGUUCAGUGGGCAGAUUUACUACAGGUCAUUUAAACCAAUCAAGCCAGGCUCGGAGCUCUUAGUUUGGUAUGGUCAAGAGUACGCAAAGGAACUGGGAAUCAGUCCGAAGCAGUGGACAUCAAAACACAUGAAAAAGACCAACAUAAAAGGUGUGUUUUCCUGUGCCUACUGUAUUAUGGCAUAUUCCAAUGCAGAAUUUCUUCAAAAGCAUCUGAAAAGAUCUCACUGGGAUAAAAUGCAAAGGACAGAAUGUACAGGAAAUGAGAUUGGUAAUGUUGAAAAGCUCUCACCUGUAAAGAGAGUGGAAAUUUCCAACAUGGCGGUAACUGCAAAAAAGAAUGUGCAUGAUGAAAAUACAAACCGGAGUCUAAAGCCUCAAAAUUUAGGAGAAAAACAUAAGUCAAGUCGAACUAGUGACAAAAAACUGCAUACAGAAAAUAAAUCAUUCGAGAAUUGUUUAUGUGAGAAUGAGUUUGAUUCUUCAAAAUCUUCAGCAACUUGUUUAGAUGUGAAAUGUUUAAAAUGUGGCGUGUGCAAGAAAGAGUUUAGUCAGUCAAAUGACUUAACACUGCAUGCGAGAAUGUGCACAGAAAAAACACUUAAAAAGUGUGAUGUGUACAAGACGGGGGUAAAUAUGUCUGAUAACUUGACAACACAAAAACAACAUACUGGAGAGACACCUUACAAGUGUGAUGUGUGUGGGAAACAGUUUAAUCAGUCAGGUCCCUUGACAACACACAAGAGAAUUCAUACUGGAGAGAAACCUUACAAGUGUGAUGUGUGUGGGAAACAGUUUAAUCAGUCAAUUCACUUGACAAAACACAAGAGAAUUCAUACUGGAGAGAAACCUUACAAGUGUGAUGUGUGUGGGAAACAGUUUAAUGAUUCAAGUGCCUUGACAACACACAAGAGAAUUCAUACUGGAGAGACACCUUACAAGUGUGAUGUAUGUGGGAAACAGUUUAAUCAUUCAGGUACCUUGACAAGACACAAGAGAAUUCAUACUGGAGAGAAACCUUACAAGUGUGAUGUGUGUGGGAAACAGUUUAAUGAUUCAAGUGCCUUGACAACACACAAGAGAAUUCAUACUGGAGAGACACCUUACAAGUGUGAUGUGUGUGGGAAACAGUUUAAUCAGUCAGGUCCCUUGACAAAACACAAGAGAAUUCAUACUGGAGAGACACCUUACAAGUGUGAUGUGUGUGGGAAACAGUUUAAUGUUUCAAGUCACUUGACAACACACAAGAGAAUUCAUACUGGAGAGACACCUUACAAGUGUGAUGUGUGUGGGAAACAGUUUAAUCAGUCAGGUGACUUGACAAGACACAAGAGAAUUCAUACUGGAGAGAAACCUUACAAGUGUGAUGUGUGUGGGAAACAGUUUAAUCAGUCAGGUCCCUUGACAACACACAAGAGAAUUCAUACUGGAGAGAAACCUUACAAGUGUGAUGUGUGUGGGAAACAGUUUAAUCAUUCAAGUACCUUGACAACACACAAGAGAAUUCAUACUGGAGAGACACCUUACAAGUGUGAUGUGUGUGGGAAACAGUUUAAUCAUUCAGGUGACUUGACAACACACAAGAGAAUUCAUACUGGAGAGACACCUUACAAGUGUGAUGUGUGUGGGAAACAGUUUAGUGAUUCAAGUGCCUUGACAACACACAAGAGAAUUCAUACUGGAGAGACACCUUACAAGUGUGAUGUGUGUGGGAAACAGUUUAGUGAUUCAAGUGCCUUGACAACACACAAGAGAAUUCAUACUGGAGAGACACCUUACAAGUGUGAUGUGUGUGGGAAACAGUUUAAUCAUUCAGGUGACUUGAUAACACACAAGGGAAUUCAUACUGAUGGGUCACAUUGUGUUAAAUUGAUGAAAUUAAAAAGACAAAAAAAUAAAGUUACAAAUAAAACUUUUGUGAAAAGGCCUAAUACUUGUGAAGAAUAAUCAAUGAAUUUAAAUUAUUUAUUGAAAUUGCAUGCUUCCGAAAUGAUUAAAUUUGAUAUAUGUAUAUGUAUAUUAUAUACAAAAAUUUACACAAUUUUAUAAGGUCUAUAUACCAGUAGCAAACAUUUGUUCAAAAUUAAUUGUAUAUAUAUUUAAAUGCUUCUGAUUCAUUGUUUAUAAUAAAAAAAUGAAUUCUUCCAGGUAAUGCUUUCAACAGGCAAUUAAACAAAAGAAAAUAAUUCUGUUUAUUUAGGGUGAUCCCCAAUAUAAUGUUUUGUAAAGGUAAGCAAACACACAUACUCACACCUUAUAUUUGGUAAAAAGCUCUGUCAAUACCCCCACUCCUCCCUUAACUAAUUUGAUCACAGGCCAUUAUUGAAUUUUCUGUUUGUAUUAUGGUUUGGUAAUAAAUAAUUAUCUGUAAUAGAACUGGCUGAAUUUAUCAAUUGGAAUAACACAUUCUUUUGAAAUAAUGCUUCUUUGACAAACACUUUUUAUGUACCCAAUAACCUUUUAAUAAAACUCCCACUGCAGUCUCUCUCUCUCUCUCUCCACACCCUAUCUCCACACACCCCACCCCCACACCCCUCAUUUCAGCCAUAACUAUUGAUGUCUGUCUUAAAUCGUUAAUGAAAUUGUGAGUGGAAAAAAUUGUGACAAAACAAAUUAAAAAAAAGGUACCUAUUA
Molecule: messenger RNA, 3614 nt
Organism: Gigantopelta aegis
Lineage: Eukaryota; Metazoa; Mollusca; Gastropoda; Neomphalida; Peltospiridae
Product: zinc finger protein 708-like
Exons: 9
Coding region: 96-2927 (943 amino acids)
Biological process (GO): negative regulation of transcription by RNA polymerase II; cellular developmental process
Cellular component (GO): nucleus
Molecular function (GO): protein binding; histone methyltransferase activity; RNA polymerase II cis-regulatory region sequence-specific DNA binding
Source: RefSeq, a predicted model, not a curated record